GCGCAGCCACACGCGAACACGCCCUAUUCGCAGGAGACUAAGCAUCCGAAUAGGCGCGUCCCCGGCCGGGGUGCAGCCGGUCCAGGAAAGGAGACAGGGCGCAGGGGCCAUUUUGGGAAGGAAAGAGGCGGCGAACCAUGACCUUGACCUAAUAGAAGGCCGGAGGACGCGAAGAGGCCGGUAGAGAAGCUGACGAGGCUCGUAGCGAGCAAACCCAAAGCAGCCGAGCUCGGAGAGCGCCGUCUCAGCGGGCCAGGACGUAGCCCGGGGAUUGCACGGAGGUCCGUCUAGUCAGUCGGGGCGCGCUUCCUGGAGGAGGAGGAGGAGGAGGACUUGCCGCCGGAGCUACGGGGAUAAAUGCAGGAGGCGGGGCAGCCAGCGGGCGUGGCCCUGAGGAGGUCCCCGGUCGAAAGGAGGAGACGGGGUGGCCGCGUACUUAAAGCGGACGCGGGGAAAGCCCUCCCGGGGUCUGCCUCAGUCGCACAGCUCGGUGGGCUCGUGGGCUAGUCGAGCGUCUUCCCAGAAGCUCCCAGCCCUGUCCAGCCCCUAACCCCGCGACGCUGGGUUUGCUGGGUCCGGUGCGCACAGGCUCGAAGGAACCGGGUCUACUCGGUUUGGCCCAGCAGCUGCGGGCGGCGGGGAGCAGCCCGGCCCGGCUGGACCAGCCUCCCGCGGGUGAGGGCGCGGGCGGGCGGCCGGGUCCCAGCCCUAGUUAGGUCUGCCUCCCGCGCCCGGGCGUGCCGUCUGAGCGGCAUUAGGACCCAGGCGCGGCGCGGGGGUGUGUCGCCGGCUCCCGCUGCUGGCCUGCCCGAGUCGCGGAGUUUGGGGUCCAGAAACGCCGGAGCGCGGCGUGAGUGCGCGAGUGUGCCAUGGCAGCGGCCACUAGGCGGGUGUUCCAUCUCCAGCCGUGCGGUGGGUGCCUGAACCCGGGGGCGCGGCGGAAAGGCCGCCCACGUCUCCGCCACCGAGGCCGGCCAGGCGGGGACGCAGGGCCGUCGGGGACCCCGGGGAGAACGCGGAUGCCGUCGGCCUGCGCGGGCCAGGGCCGGUGGGCGAGAGGGCUGCGGGGUUCCCAGCCGCGGGGAGGACGGCACCGGUGCGGGAGGCCCGGGCGCGGCUUCGCGGCCACUGCGCGCUUGGUUUCAUUAGAGCUCUGCUGUCGCCGUCUUGAAUUUCUUAGGCGGUUUGAGCAGAAGAUGCAGCGGGUCGAGGGCGGGGAGCUCGAAAGUGGGCAGGGCGGAGCUGUGGGGCUCCCAGUGCCCCGAGCGCCGAGCUUUUGGGAGCCCGGCGGGCCGCCACCUCGGAAGGUCUUAUUUUACCUUCCGCCCGGGCAUCUUCCCGCCUGGCGCCGCGGUGGGGGCCGCCCGGUCUUGAGAGUCCCGGGACCCCUGACCGUGCUCUACGCGGCCGCAGCAGUUUCUCCCUUGCUCUGACACCCAAGGGCCAGCCCUGGGUCCCGGCCAGGACCCAGGUUGUACGACCCUUUACCUGCACGUGGGCCGCCGGGACGGAAACAGAGAGUGCACCGGCCCAACCUUCCCAGACCCUCGUCGCCCACAGCCGCUGUCCCUCCCGCGGCCUGGGACGCGCCCCAGCGCCCCUGCCCCCCACUUCAGGAUGCAGCACCGGCUCCCGCCCCACGCCUACAUUCACAUCCUGCGCCCCGACCCCCCAGGUCUCCGAGUCUGGAGGCGCUUUCCUCUCGUGCACGCGGCCCCCCCCUGUCGCUUCCUUCCUCCGACCGCGAGGCAGAAACAGCCGAGACCAUCCGGGGCCCGGCCCAGGGAGGGCGCAGCCUCCCCCGACCCCUGUGUCCCUCAGACUCUCCUCCCACCCCCAAUUGUUCUCCCUUUUGGACCAACUGCUCUGCCUUACCGGCUGUCGGGACGCAGUCCCAGGGCAGGAGACCGUUGCCUGUCGGCCCCCGUGUGACCUGGGGCGCGUGACGGGGGUCGGGGGAACUGCGCCUGCAAUGGGCGUUUAUGGCCCUCAGGACCUGUCUGAGAGUGAGAGGAGGGAUAUGCAGAGAGAUCCCCCGCCUUCGCAGCAGAGGAGAGAGAGGCGCGCUCAGGCCCUGUCCCCUCCUCCCGCUGCAGCGGGGCAGGGUUUUGUCAGGAAAACCUGGAUUAGCGAACAUGGUACUGGUACCAACUCGGUGGAAAGACAUCCCUAGAACGUCUCCUCACCUCUGACCCGCCUGGGCAGCCCCUAGCAGAUGGGCUAAGGAAUUGAAUUUCUGAGAUUAAGACUGGCUUCCCCUGCUCCCCAUGAGGCUCCCUCCCGAGCAAUGUCCGUUGCUUCGCUUUCUCCCUAGGGUGGCCUGAGUUGCAUCCCUGGGAAGAGUGAAGGAAUCAGCCAGGAUGGGGGGCGGGGAGACAGGUGUACACAGGAGGUCCAGGGCUUGGUCCAUGGGGCUGGUGACCUUUUGGCUUCCCUUGCAGAAAACUCUCCCAGCAUGUCGCAGAAUGGAUACUUUGAGGAUUCAACUGGGUCUCUACGCUACUACAAGUGUGACACAGAUGACACCUUUGAAGCCCGAGAGGAGAUCCUGGGGGAUGAGGCCUUCGACACUGCCAACUCCUCCAUUGUGUCUGGCGAGAGUAUCCGUUUUUUUGUCAAUGUCAACCUCAAGAUGCAGGCCGCCAACACGGCAGAGAAUGAAGCGACUUCCGGUGGCUGUGUGCUCCUGCACACCUCCCGAAAGUACCUGAAGUUAAAGAACUUCAAGGAAGAGAUCCGUGCGCACCGUGACCUAGAUGGCUUCCUGGCGCAGGCCAGCAUCGUCCUGAACGAGACGGCCACCUCCCUGGAUAAUGUGCUGCGGUCCAUGCUUCACCGCUUUGCCCAGGACCCUGACAACGCUGAGCCAGACUGCAACCUAGACCUGCUUAUGGCCAUGCUUUUCACCGAUGCCGGGGCACCCAUGCAGGGUAAAGUCCACCUGCUGUCAGAUACCAUCCAAGGGGUCACCGCCACAGUGACAGGGGUGCGGUACCAGCAGUCGUGGCUCUGCAUCGUCUGCACCAUGAAGGCCCUACAGAAGCGGCAUGUGUGCAUCAGCCGCCUGGUUCGCCCACAGAACUGGGGGGAGAAUUCCUGUGAGGUUCGGUUCGUCAUCCUGGUGCUGGCCCCACCCAAGAUGAAAAGCACUAAGACUGCCAUGGAGGUGGCGCGCACAUUUGCCACCAUGUUCUCGGAUAUCGCCUUCCGCCAGAAGCUCCUGGAGACCCGCACAGAGGAGGAAUUCAAGGAGGCCUUGGUGCAUCAGAGACAGCUGCUCACCAUGGUGAGCCACGGUCCAGUGGCGCUGAGAAUGAAGGAACACAGCACAGUGUCCUUCCCUACCCACAGGCACCCAGAGCCCCCAAAGUGCAAGGACUUUGUCCCUUUCGGGAAGGGCAUCCGGGAGGACAUCGCACGCAGGUUCCCCUUGUACCCCUUGGAUUUCACUGACGGCAUUAUUGGGAAAAACAAGGCUGUGGGCAAAUACAUCACCACCACCCUGUUCCUCUACUUCGCCUGCCUCCUGCCCACCAUCGCUUUCGGGUCCCUCAAUGACGAGAACACAAACGGGGCCAUUGAUGUGCAGAAGACCAUAGCCGGGCAGAGCAUCGGGGGCCUGCUCUACGCGCUCUUCUCCGGGCAGCCACUGGUGAUUCUGCUGACCACCGCGCCCCUGGCGCUCUACAUCCAGGUGAUUCGUGUCAUCUGUGAUGAUUAUGGCCUGGACUUCAGCUCCUUCUACGCGUGGACAGGCCUGUGGAAUAGUGUCUUCCUCGCACUUUACGCCUUUUUCAACCUCAGCCUGGUCAUGAGUCUCUUCAAGAGGUCAAUGGAGGAGAUCAUUGCUCUCUUCAUUUCCAUCACAUUUGUGCUGGAUGCUGUCAAGGGCAUGGUUAAAAUCUUCUGGAAGUACUACUAUGGGCAUUACUUGGACGACUACCACACUAAAAGGACUUCAUCCCUGGUCAGCCUGUCAGGCCUCGGUGCCAGCCUCAACGCCAGCCUCCACACUGCCCUCAAUGCCAGCUUCCGGACCAGCCCCACGGAGCUGCCCUUGGCCACGCACUCAGGCCAGGCGACCGCUGUGCUCAGCCUCCUCAUCAUGCUGGGCACACUCUGGCUGGGCUACACCCUCUACCAAUUCAAGAAAAGCCCCUACCUGCACCCCUGCGUGCGUGAGAUCCUGUCUGACUGCGCUCUGCCCAUCGCGGUGCUCGCCUUCUCCCUCAUCAGCUCCCAUGGCUUCCGGGAAAUCGAGAUGAGCAAGUUCCGCUACAACCCCAGCGAGAGCCCGUUUGCGAUGGCGCAGAUCCAGUCGCUGUCCCUGAGGGCCAUCAGCAGUGCCAUGGGCCUCGGCUUCCUGCUGUCCAUGCUCUUCUUCAUCGAGCAGAACUUGGUGGCCGCCUUGGUGAACGCACCGGAGAACAGGCUGGUGAAGGGCACUGCCUACCACUGGGACCUCCUGCUCCUCGCCAUCAUCAACACGGGGCUGUCUCUGUUUGGGCUGCCCUGGAUCCAUGCCGCCUACCCCCACUCCCCGCUGCAUGUGCGAGCCCUGGCCUUAGUGGAGGAGCGUGUGGAGAACGGGCACAUCUAUGACACGAUCGUGAACGUGAAGGAGACGCGGCUGACCUCGCUGGGCGCCAGCAUCCUGGUGGGCCUGUCCCUGCUGCUGCUGCCGGUCCCGCUUCAGUGGAUCCCCAAGCCCGUGCUCUAUGGCCUCUUCCUCUAUAUCGCGCUCACCUCUCUCGAUGGCAAUCAGCUUGUCCAGCGUGUGGCCCUGCUGCUCAAGGAGCAGACUACAUACCCCCCGACACACUACAUCCGGAGGGUGCCCCAGAGGAAGAUCCACUACUUCACGGGCCUGCAGGUGCUGCAGCUGCUGCUGCUGUGCGCCUUCGGCAUGAGCUCCCUGCCUUACAUGAAGAUGAUCUUUCCUCUCAUCAUGAUCGCCAUGAUCCCCAUCCGCUAUAUCCUCCUGCCCCGAAUCAUUGAAGCCAAGUACUUGGAUGUCAUGGAUGCUGAGCACAGGCCUUGACUGGCAGGCCCUAGCCACGCCCCAUUUGCCAGCUUCCCACGUCCUCCCAGGCUGGCUCUGGGGCUGUGAGGGGAGGUGUAAGUGUGGGGGUGACUGCUCUGUGCUGCACCUUCUCAUGGCUGACUCAGGCCUGGGGCAUCUGGGCAUUGUAGGGGUGCAGUGGUGUGUGCCCACCCCUCCCAUUAUCCUUUAGCUUUGGGCUAAGAGCAUUGCUGAGGGCAACUUCUGCCCAGGGUGGGUGGGACUGAGCAGGAUGGAUUUUCUUUUGAAAGAGAAACCAUCUCCUUGAUUGUGUAAGGAACUUGCCGUACGCACAUGAGAGAAUAAAGCUCCUGUUUCU
Messenger RNA from Piliocolobus tephrosceles (Ugandan red Colobus), 5381 nucleotides. RefSeq names its product solute carrier family 4 member 11 (gene SLC4A11). Gene Ontology annotation, cellular component: basolateral plasma membrane; plasma membrane. The record is from RefSeq and is a predicted model, not a curated record. Lineage: Eukaryota; Metazoa; Chordata; Mammalia; Primates; Cercopithecidae. Gene Ontology annotation, molecular function: solute:inorganic anion antiporter activity. The transcript has 19 exons. Bases 2456 to 5041 code for a protein of 861 amino acids. Gene Ontology annotation, biological process: transmembrane transport; monoatomic ion homeostasis; monoatomic anion transport.